AUGGGUGCAUCAGGCUUAGGUUCUGGUUUAGCAAAUUGCAUUAAUCUCUCAAAUUUGACACUUUAUCUUAAUUACAAUAGAAUUGGUGAUGAAGGUGCAUCAGGCUUAGGUUCUAGUUUAGCAAAUUGCAUUAAUCUCUCAAAUUUGACACUUGAUCUUCAUUCGAAUAAUAUUGGUGCAAUGGGUGCAUAAGGCUUAGGUACUGGUUUAGCAAAUUGCAUUAAUCUCUCAAAUUUGACACUUGAUCUUCAUUACAAUAUAAUUGGUAAUGAAGGUGCAUUAGGCUUAGGUUCUGGUUUAGCAAAUUGCAUUAAUCUCUCAAAUUUGACACUUGAUCUUCGUUCGAAUAAUAUUGGUGCAAUGGGUGCAUCAGGCUUAGGUUCUGGUUUAGCAAAUUGCAUUAAUCUCUCAAAUUUGAUACUUGAUCUUCGCUUUUAGAAAGAAUAAUAAAAAUUCAAAGAAAUAAGCAAGUGUCUUAAAUCAAAAAGAUUAGUUGUCUUUAAAAAAUAAUUAUGA
Messenger RNA from Tetrahymena thermophila SB210, 516 nucleotides. RefSeq lists its product as hypothetical. Gene Ontology annotation, molecular function: small GTPase binding; GTPase activator activity. Gene Ontology annotation, biological process: nucleocytoplasmic transport; activation of GTPase activity. The transcript is spliced from 6 exons. Lineage: Eukaryota; Ciliophora; Oligohymenophorea; Hymenostomatida; Tetrahymenidae. Gene Ontology annotation, cellular component: cytosol; nucleus; perinuclear region of cytoplasm. The record is from RefSeq and is a predicted model, not a curated record.